AACGCCCCCUACUCUGGAACCCGGAAAGAGAGCAGGACCAGCCCGCUGCCGGGUCUGGGUUCACCGGACUGAGAGCAGGACCAGCCCGCUACUGGGUCUGGGUUCACCGGAUAGAGAGCAGGACCAGCCCGCUGCCGAGUCUGGGUUCACCGAACAGAGAGCAGGACCAGCCCGCUGCCGGGUCUGGGUUCACCGGCACAUGGAGAACAUGAAGGAGGAGCGGAUCGGUUAUCAGGAGCUCAUUUGAUCUGGUCAAAGUGCACACCCUGUCAUUGUGCUCUGCCUGCACUUGUGAACUACUGUCCAGCGUGACAACAUCCCCUAAGGUUGCCAUCAUGAAGCAAGAAAAAACUCAGUGGAAACUGUUUCUGGAGGCAUUCAGUGCUGCACAAUCUGAGUUCACCUUUCUCCUUCUAGGAGUGACUUGUUUAACCCUUGUGGUGUCGCUCAUGUUCACCUCUCUGUGGCUACUCUCGGCUCUCUACUUCGUGUGGCUCGUGAAGGACUGGGAUACACCGGAAAGAGGGGGCAGAAGAACAGAGUUCGUGAGGAACUGGCGGAUAUGGGGACACCUCCGAGACUAUUUUCCCAUCAAGCUGGUGAAGACAGCCGAGCUGGACCCCAAGAAGAACUACAUCUUGGGCAUCCACCCGCACGGCAUCAUGUCUGCAGGAGGCUACACGUGUUUCAGCACCGAGAGCUGUGGUUUCGCCGAGGCCUUCCCCGGGAUGCGCUCCAGCCUGGCCACGCUCGCCGGACUCUUCCGGAUACCGCUCUUUAGGGAGUACCUCAUGAGUCAAGGCCUGCUUUCAGUGAGCAGAGCGAGUCUAAAUCAUGUGCUUUCCAAGAGCGGUAAAGGCAUCGCGCUGUCGAUAGUGAUAGGGGGCGCUGAAGAGUCCCUGACCUCCUCUCCCGGGGUCAACACGGUGGUCAUGAGGCGUCGCAAAGGGUUCGUCAGGAUGGCGCUGGAGCACGGGGCCGACCUGGUGCCUGUGUACUCGUUUGGAGAGAACGAGUUGUUCCGCCAGGUGAUCUUCUCAGAGGGCAGCGUGGGCCGGAGGUUACAGGACCUCUUCAAAAGGCUGAUAGGGUUCGCCCCGUGUGUGUUUCUUGGGGACCGCUUUGGCCUGCUUCCCUACCGGACCCCCAUCACGUCUGUGGUGGGAGCUCCCAUCGCUGUGCCGAAGCUUCUGGUCCCUACAGAGGAAGAAGUGGACCACUACCACAACCUUUACAUGGAGUCGCUCUCCAAACUGUUCCACGAGCAUAAGGUCAGCUGCGGUCUCUCUGAAAGCCACGAGCUGCAGAUCAUUUAGAGGACUCGCAUUGGGUAAACCAGACAGACUUUCUCCACGCUGCCUCGACCAUGGGACUACUUCAAUGACAGCCCUGCUCUGAUCAAGUGCAGGAUUUACUCUGUAAAAAUAGAGGUCUCCAUAGGCGUCUGGUCCCUCGGUUCAUGACAACGGGCAUCAGCAAACAUCUGUGCAAUAAAUUAUGUAUUUUUAUUUAUUCUGCAGCUCUGCACAAAUUGUCGCUGCCCAUUUGUGUCGCUAUUGUUUACGUGUUUCCAAUGCAAUAUGCAUAUUUUCCAUGUGAAUAUAUGACAAUUCACACAUGUGAAUUAAAAUAUGGUUACCGUUGCAA
Messenger RNA from Gadus morhua (Atlantic cod), 1647 nucleotides. Its product is annotated as diacylglycerol O-acyltransferase 2-like. Gene Ontology annotation, cellular component: endoplasmic reticulum membrane. NCBI's taxonomy places the organism in Eukaryota, Metazoa, Chordata, Actinopteri, Gadiformes, Gadidae. The coding region runs from base 336 to 1316 and encodes 326 amino acids. The record is from RefSeq and is a predicted model, not a curated record. Gene Ontology annotation, molecular function: diacylglycerol O-acyltransferase activity. The transcript is spliced from 9 exons. Gene Ontology annotation, biological process: triglyceride biosynthetic process.